Mustela lutreola (European mink) is the source of this 8322-nucleotide messenger RNA. RefSeq lists its product as uncharacterized. The record is from RefSeq and is a predicted model, not a curated record. The transcript has a single exon. Bases 53 to 7984 code for a protein of 2643 amino acids. Lineage: Eukaryota; Metazoa; Chordata; Mammalia; Carnivora; Mustelidae.
AUCUGUGGAGUUCAAUCCCGGACCACAGAGACCAGGUGAGAAAUCCGAUUUGAUGCUAGAGGGCAGGCUCCAAGAUUUGAAAUCUGUUGACUUAAAACCGGUUCUGCAGUUACAAGGUGUGCCAUCUUCGGAGUUAACACCAAAAACAAAGCUUCAAAGUGGAGAAUCUGUGGAGUUCCUUAUCAGACCCACGUGGCAAGACCUGAAACCUCUUGAAUUGACUCUAGGUGCAAAGACCCAAGAUGUGAAAUCUUUGGGGUUUGAGUCAGUCCCACGGUUACAAAAUAGGAAACUGCCUAUGUUGACACCAGGAUCACACAUUCAAGGCAUGAAAUCUCUGAAAUUCAGCCCUGGGGCAACGUUGCAAGGUGCAAAAUCUCCUGAGUCUGUAAAGCUUCAAAUGAAAACCACAGAGGUCAACCAGGACCUAGAGUUCCAGGUCGCAAAACCCUCUGAGUUAGCCUUGGAAUCAAAGAUUGGCAAUGUGAGAUCUUCCGAGUUCAAUGCUGGGAAGCAGCGGCAAGAAGAGAAGUCUUGUACGUUGAAACCAUGGCCAGAGCUUCAAAGUGUGAAAUUUGUGCUGUACAACCCUGGACCACAUUGGCAACAUAUAAAAUCUUCAGAAUUGUGCAAAGAGACAAAGCUCCAAGAUGUGAAAUCUGAGGAAUCCAAUCCUGAGCAACAGUGGCAAGAUGUUAAAUCCUCUGAGUUAUGCCAGGGAUCAAAGCUUCAAGGUAUGCCAUCCUUCAAGUUCAAUCCAGGGCCACAGUUACAAGAGAUAAAACCUGAGUUGUGCACAGACAGGAAGCUUCCAUAUGAGCCAGUUCUGGAAACGAAGCAUCAUCCUAAAUUACAAGGUAGGAAAUCCUCUGAAUUUAAUCUAGCCCCACAGCUUCAGUGUAGAAAUGUUAGGGCAUUCAGUACCGGACCACCAUUGAAUGGUGUAAAAUCUGAGUUGAAUUCUGGAUCAGAGCCUCGAGGUAUAAAACCCCAGGUGUUCUGCCCUGGGCCACCUUUGCAGGAUGUGAAUUCUUCUGCAUUUAUUUCAAAACCAAAACUUCAGUGUGUAAAUUCUGUUAAAUGCAAAUCUGAGCCACCCUUGCAAGGUAUAAACCCUUCUGAAUUAACUUCAGUUUCCAAACUUCAAGGUACAAAGUAUUCUGAGUUGAGGUCAGAGACCCCUAGGGAGACAACUAUGGUGUUCAACCCUGAUCCACAUUUGCAAGAUUUGAAAUCCGAAUUGUUUCCAGGGUCAAAGUUUCUUGCUGUAGCACCUAUGGAAUGCAACCCCGGGCCACAGACGAAGUGUGUAAAUUCUUUGAAGUUGGAUCCAGAGCCGAAAGUACAAUGUGCUAAUUCUAUGGGGUAUGAACUUGGGCCACCUUUGCAAGGUAUACAGUCUUUUGAGUUGACUUCAGGGGUUAAAUGUCAAGGUAUGGGAUCUUUGGAUUUGAAUCUGGGGUCAGAAGUUCUAGGUAUAAAAUCUCUUAUGUUCGACCCUGUGCAACAUUUACAAAAUGUGAAACGCGAAUUGAGUCCAGGGACAAAGUUUCAAGGUAUAACAUCACAAGAAUUAAACUGUGGCCCAGAGCUGCAAGGUGUGAAUUCUUCUGAUUUGAAUUUGGGGUCAGAACUUCAAUGCAUAAAUGCUAUAAAGUUUAAUCCAGACCCAGAGAUGCAAGGCAUGAAACCCUCUGACUUGGAUCCUACGUCACAAUAUCAAGGUACAAAAUCUAUUCUGUUCAGCCCUGGACCACAUUUGCAAGGUGUAAAAUCUUCUGAGUUAAUUCCAGGGACAAAGUUUCCAGAAAUCCAGUUUUUGGAGAAUCACUGUGGGUCCCAGCAACAAGUUGUGUACUCAGUGUUCACUUUAGGCUCUUCGCUGAAUGGUAUGAAAUCUGUGUUAUUUUUACCAAAGCCACUGCUUGAAGAUGUAAAGUCUGUGAAGACCAACAAAGAGCCAGUGUCUUGUGGUGGAAAUUCUGUGAAACUGGCUUCAGGCUCUGAGCUGCAGGACUUGAAAUGUGAGAUGUUUGCAGUAGAGCCAUGUUUUACAAAAGUGAAACCUGUGGCGUUAAAUCCAGGGCCACAUGCUCAAGGUAUGAAUUCUGGGGAGUUGCCCUCACACCUCAGGCAGCACAGUGAGAGAUCUGUGGUGUUUGCACCAAAGGUGUGUUUUCAAGAUGUGAAAUCUCUGGCGUUGAAUCCAGGGCCACAACCUCAAGAUGUAAAUUCUAAGGAUUUGAUUUCUUGCCUCAGGCAGAAAUCUAUGGUGUUUGAAUCAGAGCCAUGUUCUCAAGAUGUGACAUCUUUGAAGUCAAAGCUACAGCUACAGCCUCCGAGUGCUAAUUCUUCAGGGUUUCCCUCAUGCCUAAGGUCACCAAGUGUUAAUUCUGAGGUCUUUGCACCGGAACUAUGUUUUCAAGAUGUGAAAUCGGUGGGGUUGACACCAGGGUCCCCACAUCAAGGUAUGAAUUGCCAAGAGUUGACUUCAGGAUGGCAAAGUAUGAAACCAACAGUGUUGGCACCAGAGCCAACUAAGAAGUUCAUGCCAGGACCCAUGGUGCGUAGUGUUAAAUUUUCAAGUUUGUCUCCAGAAUCACAGCGACAAGGUGAGAAACCUUUGGAGUUUACUCCAGAAGCAAAGUUGCAAAGUAUAAAACAUGUGGCAUUGUCUUCAGCAUCUCUGCAACAAGAUAUGAAAUCUGUAGACUUACUACCGGGGUCACUGCUUCCAAGAACAAAAUCUGAGGUACUAACUCCAAGGAGGAGCUAUCAAAUCACAGAUUCCUCGGAGAUAAUCCCUAGGCCGGGGCAUCAAUUUGUAGAAGGUGCAGAGAUGAUCCCAACACCAAAGCCUCAAGUCCCUAAAUCUGUGAAUUUGGUGAUCCCAACACCAAAGCAUCAAGUCUCCAAAUCUGUAAAUGUGAUUUCAGUACCAAUUUAUCAUACCACAGAAAGGUUGGCCUAUCAAGGCAAUGAAACUGUAGAAAAAUCUGUGGGGUUGGCCCCAAAGUCAACAAGUAAAACCACGGAAUCUUCAGGAGUGCCUCUAAGGCUAGAUCUUCAAGCCCCAGAAUCUGUUGAUCUGACUCCUGUGCUAAGGAAUCAAGGCUCUGAAACCUUAGGAUUAACCUUAAAGAAAAUCCCAGAAACUCUCGAGUUGCUCUCUCAGUCAUGGCCUCAAGUUAAGGACUCGGGGGAAUCCUAUACAAGGCCAGUGCAGGAAGUUACAGGAUCUGAAGAGAUGACACUAGAGCCCAAGCAUCACACUACAGAAACUAUAGGGUUGACUCCCAAAGCAAGGCCAACAGAGAAGGAAUUCCUUGGCAUGACCCCAAAGCCAAUAAGUAAAACCACUGGAUAUACAGAGAGCGCUCCACGGCCCUAUCCUCAAGCACUAGAAUUUGCGGAGGCGAUCUCCGAGAAAAGACUGCAAAGGGAAGGAUCAGAAGCACUGACUACAGAGUCAUUACAUCAUGUCCCAGAAUCUUCAGAGAUGACACCAAGGCUAAGAUAUCCAGUUCCUGAAUCUGUGGGUUCAACCUCUAAGCAGUGGCUUCAAAGGGAGGAAUCUUUAGAUUUGUCCCCAAGGCAGACACGUCAAGCUACUGGACAUGCAAAACCUGUAGAGCUCACAUCUGACACACGGCAGCAAGGGGAUGGACCAAUGGGGCUGACACAGUCACAGAAUCAAAGUAUGAAAUAUUCACAGAUAGCUCCAGGACUACAGGGUCAAAUUACAGAGCUUAUGAGGAUUAGUCCAAAGCUGCUCCAUCAAGUCACAGGAUGUACAAAGACACAGCUUCAAGCUGCUCAACCAAUAGGAAUAACCUCAAGAAGCCCCCCAAAAGUUGUUGAAUAUGUGAAAGUGUCUCCUGGGCCACCACUUCAUGCUGUAAAGUCUGUACCAUUAACACCCGGGGGAACCUCUCAAAUGGUAGACUAUGUUGAACUGACUCCAAAAGUACAAGAUGUGAGACCUUCUGAGUUUACCUCAGGGCUAUGGUUGCAAAGUAUAAAAUCAAAGGAAUUAACCACAGAGCCAACACACCAGAUUUUGGAUAGAAUGAAGUUGACAGGCUUUCAAAUUGUAAAGACUCUUUUAAUCCCACGGCCACCACUUCAAAUUGUAAAAUCUGAGGAAUUAGCACCACCACCAAUUCCUCAGAUUGUAGAACCAAUAGGAGUCUCCUUAGGAUCAGCUACGGAAGUAAUGGAUUGUUUGGAUUUCUUCCCAAGGCCACAUCUUCAAGAAAUGGUAGAACUAACUGUGAGGCCAAAUAUCGAAGAGAAAUCGUCAGAAUCACUCUCACAGCCAGCAUUUUCUUUGGAGGAAUCGACAGUGUUCACUCAUGAACAAGGGCUUCAGGCUGUGAAAGGAAUGGGGGUAAAAAUAGGGCCUCCUCAAAUCAUGGAAUGUGAGGAUUUGAAUCUAGUACAGAUAUAUCAGAAUAGGGAAUCUGAGGAUUUUAUGUCAAGAGAGGAGUUACAAAUAGGGAAUUAUUUCUCUAGAUUUCUACAGAACUCUUCAAACUCGCUCAUCUCAAGCUCUGUCGAAGCAUCUGAAUUAGGAAGCCUUUGUGAUCUGGAGAUGCCAGAAGUGUCAAGGGCCUUGGAUAUAAAUAACUUUGGGACAGAUAUUUUGCAGUCUGAAGAAUUCUUUAUAGACCCUACUAUGAUACGAACUUCAACCUUUCCCUUGUCCCUUCACAAUCAACCCUCUGAUGAGAUAGGUCACAUUGUAGAAAUGCCACAUUUUGAGAUCCCAGGAGUGGGUGUCGUAUCUAAGAGGACUGAUAAGAAGCAGGAGGAGAAGCUAGAGAAUUCACUCCAGCGCCUAUCCCAACAUCCACUGCAAAGCUGGAGAUCACCAUCUAGGACCUUCCAGUCAGGAUCAGGAACUCAAAGAGGCCUGAACGGGUCUGUCUUGAGCAGACAACAGAAUGUCUGGGAGAAUCACUCCUGGAGACAGCGAUUACCCAGAAAAUACCUCUCCAAGAUGCUAGUGUUAGGGAAUGUCUUGGGAACCACCAUGGAAAGGAACCUUUGUUCUCAAACAUCUUUACCGGAAAGAGCCACUGCAGAUAUCUGUCAAUCUAUUCAGAAUUUAUUUGGGGUUCCUGCGGAACUGAUGGAACUUUCCAAGAGCCUACUAGAGAAGAGUCGAAGUAGUAUUUCUCAGACUUCAGUGCCCGAAAACUACAUUCAGAGACACACUUCCUAUCAUGGUCACAAACAAAGAAGAGCCUUAAGGAUGUGGACACGUAGCUCCAUGUCCUCCAUAAUACAGCAACACUCUGGGGCUAGUGCGAAAAUAAAGAAAAGUUCGAAGCUUAGUGAUAUAUCCCAGGAAGUCAUUCAGCACAUGCCUGUUUCAUGUACAGAGGGCCAGCCUCCUGUCCCAGUAAAUUUAGAGUCUUCCUUCAAUAUACUUUUUACUAGGAAAGAUUCUGUUCCAAUGGAAGAGAGUAAGACCUCACAGAGUUCACAGACAAGGAUUUUUGAGCCCCAACACUGUCUCAAGCCAAGUUAUCUUCCCCAGGCCAAGACUGACUUGUCAGAACAGUUCCAGUUGCUACAAGAUCUGCGGCUAAAAAUAGCAGCAAAACUGUUAAGGAGUCAGAUACCCCCCAAUGUACCUCCACCUCUAACUUCAGGUGUGGUUUUAAAAUACCCUUUCUGCCUACAGUGUGGCCUAUGUGCAGGACUUAAUUGCCGUCAUCAAUUACAGGGCACUUUGGGGUCUUACCUUCUUAUCUACCCACAGCUCCACCUUGUAAGUACUCCCGAAAACCAUGGAGAGAUUAAGGUGAGUUUUGGCUUUAGGUUGCAAACUAGGAAAAGAUCCCAAGUCCCAAAGUACCACAGAAGAGACAGAUCCAUCACACCAAGGAGUUCUAUAUCACUACCACUAAGGAAAGCUAAAGCCUAUACUCGAGCUUCCAAGAGUCCUACUUCUACAAUGGAUUUCCGGUCUGUAUCUUCCCAGUCUCCUGCUCCUGUACAAGUCCACAUCAGGCAAAGACAGUCUAGAAGCCCUGCCCUAGCAGGAAAGACGAUAAUUGGAGGGCCAGGGCACUAUGAGUUUACUCCAGUUCACUCUCUACCAGAGAGUGACUCUGAAACCGAUCAGGAUGAAACAUGGGCUAAAAGGAGAACCAAAAAGACCCGUAGUUCAAAAUACCCAAAGAAAAGUAUCACUACGGGAGGCAGAACACAAAACACAAAGUUCUGCAGAAAUGGUAGAACCACAAUACGGAGUUCUUCUCGGGAUUUACCAGACCAGUUAAGAAGGAAGAGGAAUGGAGCAUCUCAGACAACUACUGCCUCUUCAAAAAGACAACCUAAGAAAUCCUCCAAACCCAAAUUCAUUCAACGGCUUUUUCAAGGUCUAAAGCAAGCAUUCCAGAGAGCAUGCAGAACUAUGGCUUUUGCUGGACAGAAGCCUGAGGACACGUCAAGGCCAGACCAUUUGUGUUCAAGCAAAAAGCACCAUCCAAAACGAAAAGCCAGAGAUUAUUCCUCAUCAAGAGAUAUCAAAAGAGAUAGGAUGUCAGUUGGUAAGCUAAAGCGAACAGACAUAACCACUAAGCAGGAGAAGAUGUUAUGGGAAGAAAUACAGCAAUUCACAUCAGCUCAUCAACCAAAAAGAGGUAGCUCCUUCCAACAUAGACAUACGCAACAACCCAAGCCCAUAGUUUCCCAAAGAAGUGCUAUUUUCAAAACCACUUCAGUUGGACAGGCUGUGGUCAUUGUUCAAAACGACAACAGCAGCAAAGGUAACAAAAGCUCUACCAGAUGUGAAAUCUCUAGCCAGGAGUCCAAGAGCUCCAAAAUAGGAACCAGAGUUCAGGCCAGAGGGAGAAAUCUACACGGUUCCCUUAAGAGAACCUCACACAGUCACCUAACAGAGAAACUCACACCCACGAAGCAAAACCACCAUAGCAUCAUAAGGGAGAGAACCCCAUAUAAUUCCUCGGAAAAGAGCCAUCGCAGUCCCUCUGAGAGGCGCCAUCGAAGUCAUCCUCGGAGGAGACAUCACAGUUCCUCUGAAAGAAGCCAUCAGAGUCCCUGUGAGAGGAGAUGUCGCAGUCCUUGUGAGAGGAGAUGUCGCAGUCUCUUUCAGAAAACACAUCACAGUCCCUUAGAGGUGAGAGGAUACAGCCCUUCUGAGAGAAGACAGCACAGGCCCUCUGAGAGGAGUGGUCACAGUUCCUCAGAUAGAACUCACUGUAGUCCCUCUGAAAGACAUGGACACAGUCCCUCUGAGAGGAACAGACACAGUCAUUCUGAGAAGAGCCAAGAGAACCAUGUUGAAAGGGGCCAGUACAGUUGGUGUGGGAAAACCCCUCUCUGUGUAUUGGAGGUGAGAGGACACAGCCCUACUGAGGGAAGACAGCACAGGUCCUCUGAGAGGAGUGGUCGCAAUUCCUCAGAGAGAACUCACUGUAGUCCCUCUGAAAAAAAUGGACGCAGUCCCUCUGAGAGGAAAAGACACAGUCAUUCUCAGCAGAGCCAACAGAACCAAUUUGAAAGGGGCCAGUACAGCUCGUGUGGGAAAACCCAUUUCCGUGUCUUGGAGGUGAGAGGACACAGCCCUAUUGAGAGAAGACAGCAAAGGCUCUCUGAGAGGAUUGGUUGCAGUUCCUCAGAGAGAACUCACUGUAGUCCCUCUGAAAGAAAUGGACGCAGUCCCUCUGAGAGGAACAGACACAGUCAUUCUGAGCAGAGCCAGUUAGAAAGGGGCCAGUACAGUUGGUGUGGGAAAACGCAUCUCUCUGCGAGAACCCAUCACAGUCCCGCUAAGGAGAGACUCCAACACAGCUGCCCCAGGAAGAGGCUCAGACAUGGUCUGUCUGAAGAUUGCAAGGGCUCCUCAAACACGUCUCCUAGGGACCACACACAAAAUACUCCAAAACAGGCCAAGUUUAGAGGCCUGAAGCUAACACAUGAGAAGAGAUUCGUCCCCAUUAUUCACUGACUGGAUCAAGCCUUCACCGACCUGCCCCUUUUGUGGCUUCUUUCCAGCUUGGCCACUGCCUUUGAUACCAGCACCCUCAGCAAUCAGAGCCUCUAUGCCGCUCUACCUGGGGGAAGGGAGGUGGGAAUGGGUCUGUAAUUUCUCUAAGUAAAUAAAGGGGCGAUAAUUGAUCUCCACCUAGACAGCCCACUCUUCAUGCUGGAGGGGGGAACGGAGGCUGAAGGGAUAUUGGGUGUCGCGCAAAGGGAUGGAAUGGGAGGAAGGGGCCCUGAAGCCAUGUUUGGGGCUCUAAACCCCACCUACAGCUUACCGGGGCGGGGUCUCAGAGGAGGGAGUCG